AUGUCUCAAGACAAGCGUGCCUAUGUCAUCAGCAGCGCUUCCGCAGCACAACCGCAUUGGACCUUGGACUCCAUACGCGAUUCAAUGGCACCCGACGACAACAGCGAUGACGAGACGCUGGAUAUGGCCCAUGCCACAGUUAUCGAAGGUGCUGAUCUCGAGUCUGAUGUGGAGGUAGACCUUCCCUCAAGCGCUGGACCGCCGGUUGGGCAAGUACCUUUUGGCUCUUAUCAAGGUUGGUCGGCCUCCAACCCAGUAGGCAUCCCCUCCAGUGUUGCAAGCAACCAUAGUACGUUGUCUGCUGCGUCCUCAUUCUUCUCGCCCUCCAGUGUUUCGAAAUACGCCCCACACGCGUUUGAGCCUUCUAGCGUUUCUAGCUCUUAUCAGACUGCCGAGGGGUCUGCGCCCAACUCCAUUAACUCUUAUACUCAGCACGCUCCGCAGCCACACUCUUCAUUCCAACAAUACGGCUCUCAACAUGCUGGUUCGUUUGCUGGGUUCUCCAUGGGCACGUCGUUUGCUGAGCCCUACCGCCGGUACGGUGCGCCCAUGGGCUCUGGAAACUCCUUUUCUCGCCAUGGGUCCUUACCAUAUCUCGGGCCCAAUCCGCAAAUGGCACAGCCAAUUCAGCAGCAGCAGCAACCCCAGGCGGCGAUUGCUGGCGACACUCGAUAUGAGAUGAAUCAAGGCGUCCCUCCUCGCCGGUCUUUGCUCACUUCAAUGCUUCAACAAAAGCCUGGAAGCACUCGUGGCGUCACAAUGAACAUGUCUCCCAGAAGACCAUCUGACGCUGUGCCGUAUGCUCGAGUCACCAGCAACGCUGACUUGGCGAGUGGCCCGAUGCUUCAACGCAGUUCUAGCCGAGCAACGUCACUUCACAGGUCCACAAGUCAGACUAGCAGCCGAAGGCCAAGUAUUGUUGAGAUGGAGGAUAUUGAUCCUGGAAGUCCUGAGCUGGACCCGACCAGUGUUGCUUCUUCCAUGACGGAUGCUGCACCUAUGUUUAUACCCAGCCGAUCUAUAUCCACGACCAAUGUUUCGAGAACAAUGGUUUCUACAUCAACGAGUGCAGGCGUUCGUUCCCCGGAACAGCAAAGACCGACGCAGCAAGCGCAGCAAGCGCACCCCCUGGCGCCGACGACGCAGCAAGGACAAUUAUUUAGCCCGCAUUAUCAGCCAUUCGCUCCAGGUGCACCAUUCAAUAAGGUUGCAUACCCAUCACAAAGGCCACCAUUAUCAAGUGUGUCGCCAGCAAUAUCGCGGGCUCCGUCAAUCUCACUUGACGACAGCACUGGGAACCUUGCGAAUCGACUACAGCAAACACAAGCAGACAGGCUCAUAGAAGCUGAAAAGACGGCUGCUCCAGGCGGUGGAAGAUCGGUUUUACCGGCGCUGGCGCCAGUUGACUUCCCUCCUGUUCACAUGGACAUUGCGACUCACGAUGUCAGCGACGUAAUAGAGAUGGUCACACUUGUUUUGAGCAGGAUCGUCGCGACAAAUGACGCAUUGUAUCCUGCUGAGUCCCGGGGUAAUCCUCUAGAGACCCCUAAUGUUGUAGGCGACUAUGGCCACAUGCUCAAGAGCACAUUGCUAAGUUUCCACGGCUGCAAUGUGCCAGACAUUACCUUGCGAGCAUAUCUGGCGCGGAUUUUGAAGUACUGCCCCGCAACAAGCGAGGUGUUUAUUGCCAUUCUUGUCUAUUUCGACCGGAUCUCCCGCCGUUUGGAGGCCGUCUCCGCGUUGCCCACAGAAAUGAAGCCAAUGAAGCCCUCGAGCUACUUGAGAGGCUCAGGCUCGUCCAAUCAACUGUUUGUUUUGGAUAGCUAUAACGUGCAUCGUCUUAUCAUUGCAAGUGUCACUGUUGCAUCUAAAUUUUCCAGCGACAUUUUCUACAAGAACUCUCGAUACGCAAAAGUUGGUGGCCUGCCCGUGGAAGAGCUCAACCAUCUUGAACUUCAAUUUCUUGUACUUUGUGAUUUCAAACUAUUAAUUGGACUGCAGGAAAUUCAGCACUAUGCCGACUUUUUGCUCAAAUUCCGUCAGCAGGAGGCCGGUGCAGCGCUGAACAUGUCUCCUUCAAGCACCCCAGCAGUUGCAGUUUGA
Molecule: messenger RNA, 2103 nt
Organism: Wickerhamiella sorbophila
Lineage: Eukaryota; Fungi; Ascomycota; Dipodascomycetes; Dipodascales; Trichomonascaceae
Product: PHO85 cyclin-7
Exons: 1
Coding region: 1-2103 (700 amino acids)
Biological process (GO): regulation of cyclin-dependent protein serine/threonine kinase activity
Cellular component (GO): cyclin-dependent protein kinase holoenzyme complex; nucleus
Molecular function (GO): protein kinase binding; cyclin-dependent protein serine/threonine kinase regulator activity
Source: RefSeq, a predicted model, not a curated record